Molecule: messenger RNA, 7113 nt
Organism: Zophobas morio
Lineage: Eukaryota; Metazoa; Arthropoda; Insecta; Coleoptera; Tenebrionidae
Gene: Fid
Product: fire dancer
Exons: 6
Coding region: 167-3775 (1202 amino acids)
Biological process (GO): tRNA methylation; tRNA wobble uridine modification
Cellular component (GO): nucleus; cytoplasm
Molecular function (GO): tRNA binding; tRNA (5-carboxymethyluridine(34)-5-O)-methyltransferase activity; S-adenosylmethionine-dependent methyltransferase activity
Source: RefSeq, a predicted model, not a curated record
UUGAGGAUGUAUUACAAUCGGGGUUGUUGUCUGUUAAUUCCGCAAAACGCGUCGCGACUAGUGAAAAUGUCUGUGAUAGAGUGUUACACAUCGAUUAGCUAAGAGGACAGAACCACCAUUACUCAAAAGCAACAACGAAAAAGUUUGGAAAAGGACUUGAUUGAUCAUGCCGGUGGAUGAGCGUGUGGCACGAAGCGUUGCUCUUGAGCAGGCCUACGUGCACGAUGUCUAUGAACAAUUCUACGACAACCCCAGAAGCAAGCCCUGGCCGAAGGUACAACAAUUUCUGCAAGACUUGGAGCCUGGUUCCUUGGUGUGUGAUGUUGGUUGUGGCAACGGAAAAUAUCUCAACGUGAACACCUCGAUAUUCAACAUGGGAGGCGAUAAAUCGAUCCGAUUGACUGAAGUGGCGCGCGAAAAGGAGAACGAAGUAAUAGCCCUCGACAACUUGGCUCUGCCCUUUCGCGAUGAAAGCCUGGACGCCGUGCUCUCUGUUGCUGUUGUUCACCAUCUAGCGACUACCGAAAGGCGGAUUUGUGCCCUCAGGGAACUGGCGAGGGUCUUGCGGAUCGGAGGAAGACUCAUCAUUUCCGUGUGGGCUAUGGAACAGAGCCAUCGCAAGUUCGAGUCACAGGAUGUUUUGGUUCCUUGGCACAGGCCGAAACAUUUGAGCACACCUUCGCUGGAGUUAACAUCGACUACAAACACUUCAGAAGACGACUGCCUGCCGCCAUAUCACGCGUACACACAAACUUCGGAUAGUGAUUCUAAUCGUUCAAUAAAAUCCAAAGGCAUAGUGAAAAAGCGAGGGAAAAACCGCCACAAAGGACGCUCAAUAGAUCCUGGCCGCAACUCUUCUCCAAGUAGUUCAAGUUUAUCGAGUCCAAAUGAAACUUGCUAUAGUUUUGUGCGGAGAGCCAUCCAGAAAUUAGCAGGAGGGAGAAGAGUCGGGGUGCACAGACCUUGGUUCCUGGAAAGCUGGAGUACUUGUGCUAAAGAGCCGUCACAACAACGCUACGAUCACGACGGCUGUGAAUGUUGCGACUGCACUGAGAACAUCCAAGAUAUUCCCAUCGAACUGCGAAGGGUCGACGAAGAGGACCUGCCGCAGAGGCGCCAAACGUUUCCAUCGUCUCAGCUAGUUAACGAUAUUUCCAGCAACUUGAAAUCAAAAAGCAUGACGAACAUUAAGACUGCCGAAAAUAAUAACAUUGUGAGGUCGCAAUCUAGCACUCCGAGUGUGCCGGAAAUCAAUGUGUUGCCGGAAAUUAAACCGAAAGCCACUUUAGCCAAACCUAAGUUAGUUAAGCAGAAAAAAUCGAUUUGCGAGGAAGACGACGAGGAGGCUCUGGAUCAGCCGACCGACAUGAAGACGCUAAUUAACAAUCUGCCGGAUUUUAAGGUGUUCAAUACGAGGUACCAAAGAGGGGUGUUCAAACAGAGAUCGUUGAAUGAAGAGCUAAUGUCGACGGAUCGGUUGAAGGAGAAAGAACGGGUGCGGCAAAAUAUUCAGAAACAAGCAUCUUUGAAUGAGGAUUUAAUUUAUCAACGACACCACACUUUCGACUCUUUCAAAGACUCCUUCUUUUCAGUUUCUACUUCAAAGCGCUUCCAAUUAAUCAAAACGGGUUUUACGAAUAAGAUUAAGAAUUCCGCAACGAUAGAGAAGGUUACUGGGACUUCUUUGAAAAACGGUUUCGUGAGAAUGUUCCAGAACUGGAAAAGUUCCGAUCUAAUUUCGCCGACGAUCCCCGAAAACGAUACUAUCGACCCUUUGAAGAAAUCCGUGGUGACUGAAGAAAAGAAAGAUGGUACUACUGAACGACGACACUCGAAAGAAGAUGGUUCGGAUUCUUCUAAAGACAGUAGUUUGCAAAGUGAUACUAGUGUAGAUUCCGAGGACUCGUUCGCUUCGGUUAUAUUCGUUCCGAAAUCUGAUCCUAUGUCGCCGACGCCGCUAUCACCAGGUCCCAUUUCACCUAGGCUAAAAAACUCCUCGGUCCCUAAUUCACCCAGGAUUAAACAAUCCUCUUGUCCUACUAGCCCUAGAAUUAAGCAGAUGCCGUUGACGAUAUACCCUCUGACGAAACAACUGAGCUCUCCUAAACCAACGACCGCUGAUAUCUUAUCAGACAAAUCAGAUAGGGACCAUUCAACCACGGAAAGUACAACACAACCAAGUAGUAAAAGUCUUGCACAAAAGUAUUCGGUACCUCAAAUCCCAAAAUUUAGAAGAACUAGUUUAAAUUCCCCUGUUGUUAACACCAACAACGUUAGUCCGGAAAAAUCGCCAGUAGAAAUAUCUGAAACGAGAAACGAGAGACUGAAAAAAAUUAAGGAACUACUUUCCCAGAAGCCCGGAUUCGGAGCACGAUCGACGAAAAACUAUCCAAUAGUCAGACAUUCUUCAGUAGCCAAUGGAAAAGUGGAGGCUGUCGCUAAGCCUUUGCCUAAACUAUUAUCGCUAGAACUUUUCAAUCCCGAAACCGACGAUAAAGACAGCGAUUCCAGUUGCGUAUCCUCACCCGAUUCAAUCGAGAGUGUUAUUAACGUGAGAACGGACGAAACAAAGUAUGCUGCUAGAACCAAAUUUAAAUUUCCUCCGCCGAAAAAAGAGAAUAAAACGAUGAGUCUGCUAGAAGCGGCAGCAGACGUAGCCAGUACCUUAGAUGAAGCUGUCGAAAAGGUAAUCAAAUCCAGUCCAAGAAGUAAACGAAAACUGCACACGAGCGAUGUGUUAUCGAUAAUACAACGACGCUAUUCUACGGACACUACUCCACUGCUGAGUGAAGACACUGGCCCUUCUUGGGAUGAGGAAUGUCAUCGUCAUCUAACCGAUUUUGCCGAUAGAUUAAGUGAAAAACUCCUCCAAGAGAUCGAUCAGUAUCAAGAGAAAAGUAAAGAAAGGACGCUAACGUUAUCUACAUCGAUCGAUAACAUCGACGAUCCGUAUAUUCAUCGAUUAAGCGAAGAACUCGAUGAUUUGUCCAAAUUAAGUGCUGAAAUUCAAAAACAGAAUGAGUAUUUAGCUAAGUUAAGUGCGAGUGACAGUUUAUUUAACAGACCAUGUAAAAAGUGUAAAGAAAUCGAGUGCAGAUGUUACGAUAGGACCAAAACGAAAGAACUGACGAAGCAAACUGAUCCAAAGAAAGUGCCAGUUAGUGAUUAUCAUAGUGCAAAAAAUGACGUUUUUAAAAGAUCACAUACGAAUGAUUCGUUAAGUGAAAACAACGACCUCGCUUCCACUUGUAAAUUGUCCGUUAGCAAAACUUCCAUUAAGAUGGGUACUUCUACCGAUUCCUGCGAUUCAGAUAAAGGGAGUAGCACCAAUUCCAUGAUAUCUAGUGUGGCAACGUCUAUCAACUUCGGUCAAUCGGUAGAAUCAGCCGAUGGGCUCGAGAGCCACAAAGACACGAACUCCAUCAGCAGGUACAGCGACGGAGGAAGUACCGCGUCAUUGGCGUCUUGUCCAGAAUGGAAAACCAUCAAAUCAAAACCUGAGGAACGGUUGUCGAAUUCCACCGUCAGCCUCGACAGUGAUUCGUCGAAGAAACGCGAAAAAGCAACACUCUUAAGCGAUACGUCACAGGAUUCGUUGCCUUCCGACAAUAUCGGCGGCGAAAUAACUUAUCACAGAUAUUAUCAUGUGUUUAGAGAGGGUGAAUUGGACCAAUUGAUAGAAAAAUAUGUAGAAAACCUCCACAUUAUAUCGUCUUAUUACGACCACGCCAGCUGGUGUAUAGUUGCCGAGAAAGUGCAAGUAUGGACUAUCUGACGUGUUGCAAUAGAAAAGAAUUUACGUCAAAGCACAAUGUACAUAAAUGUUCUCUUUACUAUAGGCAUUCAGAUAGUUGCAGGCCACUCAUCUUAAGCGAAGGUUAGGCUCAUUUCCACUUCUCGAUCAUGCACAGAACAUGUUUGAAAUUUAAAUCAUCACUUAAGUUUAUCCUGACUGGACUAUUAGAUUUUGAAACGUAGGCCUUAACCUUCGACUGUAUAGAGUUUUUCAUAUGCCUACCUACGUACUAAAUGCUAAGACGCCUACCUUGUUAGAAAUGAAUAGAACUCUAUUACAGUUAUCAGGAUUGUCUAGAUUGCCGAAUGAUCACAUUCUUUUUUCGGAUGUUAUAAUCUUUCAAGCUCAAAACUGACCUAGUCAUACUUUGUGUGUUUAUGUAAAAUAUAGCAAAAAUUAGCUCUUAUAUUUUUUAUACAAUUAAAAUAAUAUGUGUAAUUUAUUGAUGAAGGAUCAUUUCGAAUUGAUUAUCUAAUAUUUAAGUUUCACUAAUGCAACAUUUUUUAUUUCAUAUUUUCUAUUGUAACUACUUUUAACGCGUAACUUCCCGUUUACAAGAAUAGGAUGAAUAAUGACAGAAAAACGUACAGUAAACCUAUCACACGUCGUUUUUGUCUAUUUAAAGUUUAACGAUCUUUUGAACAAACUAAACUGCAAAACUAGCCACAAUGUUAUUUACACCUUACUCUUGCUCAUCUCAUUCUUGCUUUUCGCAAAAGUUUUUAGUUUAUUUCCACCAAAUGUCUUGAGGUUUGUUAUAGUCUAGACUUGAGCAUCAUUCUUUUUUGAAUAUCUGCCUUAAUAUCGAAAAUUUCAAUAUAAUGAAAACUGAAACAUGAAAAAGAUAAUAGAAGCUUAAACAUUUUUUUACAUGUAAACGUUUGGUUUUAUCACACAUAUGAGGCACACUUUGUUUUGUGAACAUAUGCAGAAACUUAUCAAGGAAUAAGUAAGUUUAAAAUUCGAUAACUUAAAUACUAAUCAUAUUUUUCCAAAAACUGCAAAUGUUAGCUAAAUUUUCUGUGCUUUCAAAUUUGACUCUUGUUUGUAAACUGAUUAUUGGCUCUGAUUUCAUAUUUUAAACUUGCAUUACAUUUUUUUAGUGAAAUCUCGUUUAAUCGUUGAUUACGUUUAGUUAGGCAAUGUAAAAAUAUCAAAAAUUUCAACCCUUACCAUCAAAAACUUUACUCAAAAAUUAUAUCUUAUUCUUAUUAUGAAAAAAAUAAUGAUGUCUCGAACCCAUGGAGAAACUUCAAGAACGCAUAAUUAAUUACAUAUAAUUAAAUAAAUAUCUGUCAAGCUUAUUUGAAAAAUAUUACUAGUCGCUGUUUAUCAUUGAAAUAUUUGAUAAGUUAGUACCUUACACAAAAUUUUUUUGAUACGCACGUCACAGGAACACAAAACAAAAAAGUGCAAAAAUACUUUUAGAUGAGGUACUAGCGACAAUGUAAAAUUCGGUAGAUUUACGUGACAAUAAACAAUGUUACGAUAAUAUUAAAAAAAAAAUAAUAAUAAUUGGUUUGCAGUAAUAUGAUGAAUUACGUGUCUCUUCAACUAUGUAAAUCAUAGAAUUUCAGGGGGUAGAAUGAUAAAUUCCAACAAGACACAGAAAAAAGAUUUUACUCCAAGGAAAGCUAUAUUUUCUAUCCUUUUAGUAAGUAACAUCCAGUUUAGAGUGUGUACAACCGAUGCUGCAGAAAUAGCCGUAGCCAAUUUGCCGGUAAAAAGACAAUGUGACAGGGAGAUACAACUUUCUUUGGGAUCAAGUAGUGUUUGCGAUCAUUCUACCCUUUCUAAUUCUAUGAUCUAAAUGCAAAUGCCAUCAUUCACAAUUAGUGGUGUUAGACACAAAAACCAAGUCUUCCAACGAUCUGAUGGUGGAAGAUUACUAGUUUUGGUUGGUCACUGAAGAAAGUAUUUUAAUACUUCUUGAUACAGGGUUCUUGGAUCUAAAAAUGUUUACCAUCAUGCGCAAAAAGUUAUAGUCUCUCCAAAUAGAAUACAUAACAUAUUUUAUUCUUUAUAGCAAAAAGUGGCAACUGCACUGAACUGAGAUUUUUUAACAAGCAGUUCUUGCUAUAUUUGUGUUAUUUUUUUAGUAACAUAUCAGUUAAAAAAUUAAGAAUUAGUCGGAAUAUUGGCAGAGUUGGGAAUGAAUCCAAAUGCAAUAAAUGAAAUUACAGGAGUAAGAGGCUUCAUUUGUAUCAUUAGAAUAGGAAAUAAUCCGUACUUCAAAAUGAUCAAAAUUUAGAAUCAUUAGUUGAAGGUAUCCAAGAAACACCGAACAGAGUACCGAACUCAGUAAAUGAGAUAUGUUCACUAGAAUAAAUGAGAAUAGCCGCAGAAGAGUACAAGUUUGCUUACAUGCACAAAGCAGGAAUUUUGAACAUCUUCUCUGGUGUUUAGUUGGUUAUGCUUUCAUGGAUUUUUCUUUUUGUUGGUUUUGUAUUUGUUAUGAUUUCUGAUGGUCUUAUUAAAUGUUUUUUUUUAUUUAUUUAUUACUGAAAAAUAACAACGGUAUUAAACAAAUGAAGGCGAACCGAUAAAACUACAUGAAUAGACCGUUGUACCAUAUUCCUUUUAUAAUUGUUGCUAUACUUACAAAUUUAAAGAUGUAAAAAUAUAUUGAGUGUUCUGUUUAAAAAGUGCACCUGCCAACGGAAAGUUGAUGAAACUUCUGGCUGAUUUCGGUCAGGAUGUGUCGAAGUAUUUUUUAAAUAAUUUGCCACAAACGCGUAAUGUGCACCAUCAGAUCGUUCGGGAUAAUCACCAUUGUUAAAAGCAUUUAUAACCUUUACCGUGAAUGACAAAUCAGACAAAAACACUUAAAACAUUCUGCGAACCACCUAUCUACGUGAUGGUUGAUAUUUUUUCACAAUUAGCUAUUCCAUUUAUAAAAUAAAUACAAGUAAAAUGACCAAUGGUCAAACUGCACAAGGUUUUGCAUUUGAAAGUAUGUAUUUAAAACCACCAACAUCUAUGUCGUUUUUCUGUUAUAAUUCCUCCAUUGCCAACAAUUAAAUUUAAUAAAUUAAUAACGGCUGCAACUUCAGAUUUGUGUGGACAGAAAGAUUCAAAAAUACAAUAUAUUUUACAUAUUUUGUAUUUUUAUUAUUGUGAUAAUUUAACUACAAUUACAAAUUAUAUUUUUGAUCAACACUGGUAUUUCAUAUUUUUUGACCACAUGGUUCUAGGGUUUGAUAUAAAGAAUGUUAGAAAAGGAGAAUAGGAUGUUACUAGUCUAAAACCGAAAUGUAAGUGUUCCCCCCAAAGAUUUCUAAAUAUGUUUAACAAACUACUAACUGCCCCAAAUUAUG